Triticum aestivum (bread wheat) is the source of this 765-nucleotide messenger RNA. RefSeq lists its product as uncharacterized. The record is from RefSeq and is a predicted model, not a curated record. The transcript is spliced from 2 exons. Lineage: Eukaryota; Viridiplantae; Streptophyta; Magnoliopsida; Poales; Poaceae. The coding region runs from base 155 to 547 and encodes 130 amino acids.
UUCCCUAAAAAAAAAACACAAUCCCCACGCGCGCCCCCGAAAGGCCGAAACCAGAUCCGAAACCACGAGCCCAAGAUUUUCCGUCCGUCGUCGCGCCUAGACUUCACCUGCCGGGAUCGAUCUGCUCCCACCAGCCGUCCGGCGUGUUCCGUCGAUGGGAUACUGGUUCUUCGGCGGCCACGGCGGCUUCUAUAUACCCUCCUAUGACGGGAGCCAGUCUCGACCCGCUGGCCCUCACCGGCCGCUGCUGUAUGGUACUGUGCCAUACGAGGAGCAGAUCCGCCGGAUGGAAGAAGGCGUCCGCCUCCGUCAACGGCCACCGCCCAACCCCACAGUCUGGAAAUACUUCAAGAUCCUCACUAGGUGUUUCAUGGCCGCGAUGAGUAUCACUAUGAUGGCUUGGAUAUUCGUGGCACGAUAUUUCAACUGGAAUCCUGAUGUGCAGGACCCCUACAAGAUGAUGGCACUGCUUCUUUGUUCUCUCAUACCGGUGGGAUUCGGUUUCAUGAUAACCGAAGAAGAUCAGGGGGAGGCACCGCACGGUUGAAUGGUGUGGAUAUGGCUAGGAUUUGUGCAUUUCUCUGGUAGAGAGGGGGUCGAGAGAAGGAUAAAGGAGAUACCAGAACUAGUUACUCUAGGUUUUCAUCUGAAAUUCUACUUUCCAUUACAGAAGGAAUCGGCAUAUAUAUGGUUGAGUACAAUGAUUCACUGCAGUAACAGUGGUUGAAUUGUAAAGUUAAAAGCUUAACAGUUAAAUGGUCGUUU